Messenger RNA from Harpegnathos saltator (Jerdon's jumping ant), 4212 nucleotides. Its product is annotated as Rho GTPase activating protein at 54D. Gene Ontology annotation, molecular function: GTPase activator activity. NCBI's taxonomy places the organism in Eukaryota, Metazoa, Arthropoda, Insecta, Hymenoptera, Formicidae. Gene Ontology annotation, cellular component: cytoplasm. The record is from RefSeq and is a predicted model, not a curated record. The transcript has 7 exons. Bases 76 to 2955 code for a protein of 959 amino acids. Gene Ontology annotation, biological process: regulation of small GTPase mediated signal transduction; signal transduction.
GUCGGAUUCAACAUGUAGGUAUAGGAGCGCGUUUAAAUUGCCGCAAAAAGAGUCGCUGUCGCUGCGAAAUCGACGAUGGCAGAUUUCAACGAUGGAGUGGACGGCAAAUUAGCAUCCCGGAUGCGUAAAGUCAACCCUGAGCAAUUUCACACCCUCGUAAAGAUGCAUUUGUCUUUUGAAUUGGACAUCCACACGGAGGACAACGAUGCUAUUACUGAAAAAGCUAGACUGAAAAAGUGGGGUCUUCAUCUGAGUUUUAGCAGGAAAUCUAAGUCUCUGGUUAGUCUGGAGAAAGGUACAGAAGGUGUUAUUUUGUCCGAGGAUGGUAUAAAUCAUGUAAUGCAAUUGAUAAAUUACUUGUCUAUGGAGCAAAAUAUCAUACAGGAAGGUAUAUUUCGACGUACAGGGAAAUUAACAAGGCAACAGGAUUUAAAAAUUGCUAUGUCUCAAAGUUUAUCCUUAGAUCUAGAUGAUGGACGAUUCAGUGUGCAUGAUUGCGCAUCAGUGUUAAAAGGAUUUCUAGCUGAGCUGUCAGAACCACUUUUGACAGAUCUGCAUUAUCCAGCACAUUGUCAGAUAGCUGAAUUAUGCAGCCUGGAUGCAAAGACAAAUGAUGGAAGACUGCUGAGAUCUUUACAACUUCUUCUUCUGCUUCUACCAUGUUCAAAUAGAAUUCUUCUGAAGGCUAUUCUUACUUUGCUCAACAAAACUGCGAGUUAUGAGCAUAGUAAUAAGAUGAAUAGUAACACACUGGCCACUCUCUUCACACCACACUUACUAUGCCCACGAAAAUUGUCACCAGAAGCUUUACAUAUCAAUUCACAAAAUCUUUCAUGUCUGGUGGCAUUUAUGAUAAGGAAAGGUAUAGAUUUAUUUGAAAUUCCUCCGAAAUUGGCUACGGAUAUAAGAGCAUAUUGGAUGGAUCAAGAGAGAAAACUUUUGAGCCCCAAGAAUACUGAUUUGAACGAGUCGAUACCGGACACCACAUCGACGGCUCACACCGUGUUCAGUUUUGUUGAUCGUAAAUUAACAGCGAAGGCGAAUUCUACACAGGAUACACAGGCAGCAUUGGCUCAGCUAUAUGCUCAUAUACAAGCCAUGCCGGAAUCUGCAAAAAAGCGGAGACUCGUGAAACAGUUUAAUAAAGAGAAUGGACAGGGUACACCCAGACAUGUGAAACAUUGUAAAACCAAAAGUCUCGGGGAUUCUAUAAAGAAACAUAUUUUUCACAAAAGGAUUCUGGGCCACAAGAAAUUUAUUGACAUCAAUAUUGGAUGUAAUAUCGCCAGAUCAAGCAGUGAAGAAAAUAUACUAUCAACGAAACUGGAAGACUCAUUGCUUCCGGCGAGAACGCUUCUUAGCAAGUCGAACGACGAACUUAGCGUGGAGAAUUGUGAUAUCAAGACUAAUAACGACCUUUUGUAUGACAAGAAUACGAGUAGUAAUACAAGUAGCCAUAACAACGAUACGCAAAAUUGUAAAGUAAAAAGAAAGUUGUGCGAUCAGUCUGUCAACGAAGAGUUGACUCUGAAGGAUGAAGGAAGCUUGAAAGAAAUCGUGGAACAGAGUUCGAAGGUGGAUAUGUCUCCAGAUGCGUCUCCAGACCUCGACGGUGAUAGAUUUAGCUCGCUAAAGGCGCCGGUGGAGCUCAGCUCGAGUAUAAGUCUGCAGGAAAUUGAUACAAUGAACGUACUCAACGAACAAUCUUGCAAUAUCGCGCAUGUUGCGACUAGUGACAGUAGUCCGAUCGAUUCCAACAAAUUAACACGCCAGUUCAGCGAGCCAUCCGACAUAUAUUCCGCUCAUCAUUGUGAUCGGUCAUCAAUAACGAAUGACUGCGAGUUAGUUCAACCGAAAUCAGAACCGACAUUGCCGUUUGUUGCGAGACCGGAUUCACAGACCGACAACAUUACCCUGCCUUUGAAGACUCGUAUGUUGAAUGUGGAAACAUCGAAUGAAAUCGCUCCGAGCGUUGAGCCGCGCACCGGUAACGCAUGCCAUUUGUCGCCGAUUGUAAGAAACCGAUUUAGGAAUGUAUAUGCCGUCCACACAUCGACGCCGUCGAGCUUGCUGCGACGCAGUUUGGUUACUAAUGACUAUAUACUAACACCUAUCACUAACAACGACGACAGAAGUAUGAGUCCGAUCACACAGAGUGCCACGAAGAUGUCAAAGGCUAUGCAGGAGAGCAUAAUGACCCCGCGUUCCAGAAAACCAGUGAUGAUAGUCUCAGCGUCGAAUCUUUGCAAUCUUGUGACCAACAAUUGCGAUCAACAGUCUAAUGUAUCCAACAGCGCUCUGCGUGGAUCGCAUUUCGGUGCGACAAACUACGCCUCUAUCUUAGAGGAAUCCCAAACGUACAGCAACAGCGCGGACCACGCGCUGUGUCACGUUGCGAAGGAUGCUCGUCGUGUCUGCGAUGUAGGAUGCAAUAUGCUCGACACACUUGAGAAGCACAGCUGCGGCAAUUUCUCCGUUACCAAGUGUUGCACCACGACGACACAGCAGAGUUCCAUGUCGAUAACUAGCACGUUUCGUGAAUAUUUGUUGUCGAGAAGCGUCCUGACGGCCAGCCCGGUUGACUUAAGUUUCACAUCGCGAACGGGUGACUUCGAGCAGUCCGAGUCAGACUUAAAUAUUUUGAACGACGAGGACACGUUGUCCGACAGCUUACUCCAUUGCCUGGACGGUAACCAGCCGGACACCUCCGACACUUCCGGCAUAGCGUCUGGCAGCACAAACAGCGUCAAUAACUCCACCGAAAAGAUGUCAGAGGAGUCCUCUUCGCCACGGAAACGAGGCACUAGUUUGCAACGAAAUGAUUCGAAGAGGUCCGCGAUGGAGAACAAAGAUGCGAAAGGUCACGAGCAUUUAAAGUAUAGACAUCCGCAAAAUGAAUCGGCAUCGAUGAACUCUGUGAAAAUGAAAGAUAUUUUCCAACAGACCUCGUUUUAGUAGUCAUGCUUUUUUCGAGACACGAUCAUUACACAAUGUGAAUCGAUCCGCAGUCUUUAUACGAUCAACAUUAUAUAUCGUCGCUGUAACUUAAUAUUAAGAUAUCUUUAGAGAGUUAAAUUUUUCGAGCGACAUUAUUCACAUUUUUCACUCUAUGAACUUAAAUUUUUAUUUUUUUAAUGAGAAUACGGCGCUACAUAUGAAAGAAUAGUCUGAUUUAUAAUUUAAUUUACGUACUACUAUAUUCACUUUAUUGCCUUGAAUUUUUUAAAAGAAUGUCUCAGUAUGUUGCGUUAUAUACUAUACAAAAAGUUAGUUUGUACGAAUAAUCAAGAUCUCGUUAUUUAAAGAUAUCUUGAUAUUGCGCCAGAGCAACGAUAUAUCGUUAAAUAUACCUAAGUCGCUAUAUUUUUGUACACUAUAACGAAACAGAAAAAUGCGAUUCGUUGAAGUUUAUUGAUAUAUGAUAUAACGUAAGUUUCAUCGAGCAAAUAAUUGACGGUUCGAUAACUGAAUUAUUUAUUCUAUUUACAAGAACUAAACGCUUAUAAUAUAUGCACAUAUAAUACAUAGAAUAUUUAUACAAAAGAAUUCUAUUUCUUUUUCAUGUCACUCUUGAGGAAGGCAUUUGCGAAAGCUAUAUGUACUGAGUACUAAGACGCAAUUAAGUAUUUUUCUAAUUAUAUUCUUUUAGUUUGUUUUGAAUCUAUUAAAUUGCAUAAUAUAUAACUUUAUACUUUGAUAUAGAACAUGAUUUUUGUGCAUUCUAAACAAGUUUACAAUAUGCAUAAAGUUUGUUGAAGUAUUUAUAAAUAAAAAUAAGUUUAUAUGACGAAUCGUAUAAUACGAUAUUUAUUCUAUAGUAGCGGUUGUACAUGUGACUGUAAAUAUUUUGAAAUUUAUUAAAAAUUAACAUACUAUUAAUUGUCCGAUAUUUACCUCUAUAUAGAAUAUAUUAUCUUUACAUAUAUAUAUAAGCGAGUAUGCAUGUAUAGAUUUUCUUGAAUUUUUCGACAUCUUUAAUACGAACUGAAAGUAGCUGAAAAAAUGAUUCUGUCAAGAACCGCCAACUGUCUGAAGAAAGUAAUGCAUACACGCUAUCAUAAACAAUACAGUAUCAUUAUAUUAUCUCAUACAACAUUUAUAUCAAUGUGAGUUGUGUUAGUUGUGUGAAUUGUGUUAUUUUAUUUUUCUUUUCACAUUCCUUGUUUUUAAUCAGAUACUCGGAUUGUUUUCAUUUUGAUGAAUUUUGCAAGU